Messenger RNA from Hemibagrus wyckioides, 529 nucleotides. RefSeq names its product NADH:ubiquinone oxidoreductase subunit S6 (gene ndufs6). Bases 43 to 432 code for a protein of 129 amino acids. The transcript is spliced from 4 exons. NCBI's taxonomy places the organism in Eukaryota, Metazoa, Chordata, Actinopteri, Siluriformes, Bagridae. The record is from RefSeq and is a predicted model, not a curated record. Gene Ontology annotation, biological process: mitochondrial electron transport, NADH to ubiquinone.
AGAGAUAAACGCUACUCCUGGGAGGGGGCUUGUGGGAGAAACAUGGCGGCCACCCUUCCUAAGAUCUUGUCCUUCGCUAAAAAUACGAGGACUUUUCUCACAACAUCAAGAAUUUCUCCUGUACCGGUUCAGCGAUACAGUGUUCCUGUUUCCAGCUACGGAGAAAAAAUCACUCACACGGGACAGGUUUAUGAUGAAAAUGAUGUAAGAAGAGCAAGAUUUGUGGGGAGACAAAAAGAGGUGAAUCAGAAUUUUGCUAUAAACCUGGUUGCGGAGGAGCCGGUAUCCAAUGUGGAAGCUCGAGUGAUGUCCUGUGAUGGAGGUGGAGGAGCUCUGGGCCAUCCUAAAGUUUAUAUCAACCUGGACAAAAUGACCAAAGUGGGUACGUGUGGAUACUGCGGACGUCAGUUUCAGCAGAAACACCACCACUGAAACUUCUCCUGUCCUCUUUUCUCUGUUGAUUAUAAAUUAUUCCCUUUGACCUGUGUGGUUUCCUGUAUAAUAAAAUCAUACAAUUGAUUUAAAGAUA